UUUAAAGUCAAGUAAGCAAAAUUAAAAAUGCUCAAUUAUAUUUCAAUUUAAAUAUUUUACCUUUUUUUAUCACGCUAUACUUUUUGAUGAAUGGACUAGAUGCUCUAAAGUGUCUGUGAAAUGAAAUGAAAAGUUACAUAAAUAUUAAUCCGUUUUCCUGUGAUGAAUACCACAAGUCUACAAGUUUCUGAAGAUGCUUGGACAGCAUGCGAAAGAACUUGAAAAAAGUUUCACUGAAAAGAAACACGGUACAAACUCAGGUUCAGAUGUGACAAACAUAAAACCAGAAUUUUCUAUCCGAAUAGUUGUCUGUGAUCAUUACUUAACAAAGCCAUUGCCUGGAAUAGAUGUCAUAUAUUCAGAAUUUCGAGGGUCAGAUAUAAAGCAGGUACCAGUGUUGAGAAUAUUUGGGCCCACGCCUGAUGGACGAAAAGCAUGUUUGCAUAUACAUGGAGUAUUCCCCUAUUUUUACAUACCUUGCCCUACACCAAAUCCAGAGCCCCAGUUUUUAUAUCAAAUAGCAGCCAGUUUAGACAAAGCUCUGAACAUUGCACUAAAACAAGCAACAUCAGCAAAUCAACAUGUUUACAAAAUAACUUUGGUAAAAGGAUUACCUUUUUAUGGAUUUCAUGAAAAAGAACAUCUAUUUUUAAAAAUAUUUUUGUAUAGCCCUGGUCUUAUAAGACAAGCAGUUGAAUUGUGUACUAAUGGAGCAAUUUUAGGGCAAUCUUUACAACCUCACGAGUCUCAUUUAAAUUUCACAUUGCAAUUCUUUAUCGACUUCAACCUUUUUGGUAUGAGUAACAUUGAUUUGCAAUGUAUAACAUUUCGUAGAAAUGGCCUAUCACAGUAUAGUGACGAGUCUAAUAAAUCAUUUGAGGAUAUACGCUUAAAACCGGAAAGCAGUUGUUAUUACGAAGCUGACUGUACAGCAUCUCAUAUAAUAAACCGUCAAAGAGUAGGCAGAGGUGAUGGUAUUGAAAACCCUGGUCUUGAAGAGGUAUGGAAUCAAGAGAUAGAAAGGCGAAAACAACUAAAUGCAUCGAUUUCUUCCAAAUCACUAUCUCAGGGUCGAAUAGGUAUUGAGGAAACAGAGACGCACAGUAAAUUCGAAAAAAUGAUGGCCAUUAAACUAGCGGAUAUAGUUGAGAUACCAGUAGAUGAUAAGAAUGUAACAGAAUUAGUACACUAUCCAGCCGAAACUCAAGAUGGUUUAGAAUUGUUAAAUGCUACUGACAUAAGUAAUCAUAUACCAAUAAGUACAAUUAAUUUGAGUAUUAAUACAACUAUGAGAAGAGUACAAGAUGAGUCAAUUUACGAUAUAGAUAAUACUGUUGUCGAUGAAGAUGUUGCUUUAAAUAGCAGUUUUUCAUUAAAAUACAGCCAGGUUUAUUUGGACAGUGAAGAUUUAGAUCUGGUUGAUAUGUUACAAGAUUUAGAUGAACAGCCUGCUGAAGAUGGCAGUAUUAUGGGUACACCAGCAAAUUCUGAUGUAGAACAAGAUGUAGAUUUUGAUGCUGAAUAUUCGCAAAUCUUUAAUGAGGAAACAAUUCUUUUGGAUCCUGAUACUUGCAACAAGGAAAAUAGCGAAAACUCGCCUUCUUGGCAUGAUUCCUUUUGGGAUGGAGCUAAUAUACCUCAAUUGGAUGGCACAUUUGAUGACGAUCAUGUAAAAAAAGUAAGAAAACGAAAAAUGAGACCCCUUAAAGUAGGCUUAUCGCGGCCGAAAGGCAAGAAAGUAGAUUUAAAUAAAAUAUCUGAAGAAAAUAAACUAAAGGCCGACCAAGAUAAAGCAAAAGAUAGUGAAUCCGAUGAAAUUAAUGUUUCUAGGGAAACCGUAGAUGAUAUCUCAAGUGUACACCUUAUGAGGACCUCUAACUUAGAUUCUCCCAUAAAAGAAGCUCGAUUGAAAGAUGCGUUAAAAGAAGAUCUUGAUAAUAUAAAGAUUGCUCAAAAUUCAUUAGAAAAUAAAAAGGCAGUACCUAAUGUAGCUACUCUGUAUGAUUUAAAGAAAAAAUUUGAACCAGUAGCAGGUCCAUCGAAAAUAAAGUAUGUCAAAGAUGAGUCGAUGAAUAUUUCUGUAACAGACAAUUAUGAUUCAACACCUGAAGAAGAUAUGGGAAUAGAAAGUUUUUACAAUAAAUCUAAGUUAUUUGAUUUAUCUAUUGAAGAUGACGAGAUAGUAAAAAGUGAAUCUUUCGAAUUAGAAAGCCAAAGUAUAUUAGAUAAUAAGCCGCAAGUAAAGAUUGAACAAGAUUCGGUAUCCAAACGUAAUAAAAAUAGAAAAUUUAAAUCAAAAAUUCUGACGCCAAAAAUUAGACCUCCCACUAAAGAAUAUAUUUUAUCAACAUUACAAACAUUUUCCAUUCCAAAAACAAGAAACCCCGCCCCAUAUUUUUCGAGUUACAAAGAUGUUGGUGAUAAAGUAGAAAUAGGUCAAAUGGUAUUACAAUUAAAAAGCAGACUGAUGCAAGACCAAAAACCAUUUGAUAAAGUUUUGGACGCUACGAGUAUAGAAGAAUGGCGUCAGUUAUUAUUUUUGCAGACAAACGAAAUGUCUGACGAAACUUCAAAGCCCGAUAAACUAAAACUGUUGCUUGCUAAUAACAGACAAUGUAUAUUGCGACCUUUGAAACGCCCACCUACCCGAAGUGAAGUAAUAAAGUGGAUUGAAAUUAACCAAACAGUUUUAAAGGCAGAUGAAUUGAGCGAUGAUAAUGUUAAAGAGAUUCUUGUAAACAAUGAAGAGUUGGAAUGUUCUCAAGCUAUAGGCCUCAAUGAAUUAAACAAUACGAUCAGCUUGGAAUUAACAGAUAAGGAAAAAUCUGAAUUAAAUAAUACACUCCAAGUUACAAUGCAGCCUGAUGGAUCAUUUCUAUGUUUUGGAAGCAUUGAAAAUAAUAAAGAAAAUUCGCUGGUUUCUCAAACAGUUGAGACUGAUUUUCUUACGUUGAUGCUCUUAGAGGUACAUACGUCUGUUCGAGGAGAUCUUAAUCCUGAUCCAGGAAUUGAUCAAAUAGAAGCUGUUUUUCUUUCAGUUACAAAUGACUGUCCUCCUAAUCACCGUUUACAAAGGAAUGUUACUGAAAUUUUUGUUGUCGAUAAUACUAGCGGAACUAAGUUCUUAGACAAAUGUGUAUUCGAUUACGAUAUAAAUUACGUGAAUGACGAAAAUACUAUAUUAGAAAAGAUCAUAGAUUUCGUCCGGAAACACGAUCCCGAUAUAAUGUGUGGAUAUGAGAUAGAAAUGAAUUCUUGGGGCUACAUUCUUGAGAGAGCGCAAGUAUUGGGAUUGGAAAUGAUAAGAGAAAUUUCUAGAAUCACGGAGAAAAAUCGUCAGAAACGAUAUAGAAACGAUGAAAACGAAUUCGAGGGUAGAGUAAUUGGAAGAAUCACUUUUAAUGUUUGGCGUUUAUUUCGAUACGAACUCGCUUUGUCGAGCUACAGUUUUGAGAAUUGUAUGUAUGAAGUGUUAAAAGAAAGGGUGCCGAGUUAUACUUAUGCCCAAUUAGCUGGAUGGUGGAAUGACCAAUCUAGAAUAUUGCGAUGGAUUCCGGUGGAAUAUUAUCUGACUAAAUUAAAUGGGACUGUAAGAAUGUUGGAUAAGCUUGAUAUAAUCAAUCGUACAUCAGAACUAGCGCGACUAUUCGGGCUACAGUGGUGGGAGGUUUUGUCGAGGGGAUCUCAAUUCCGGGUGGAAUCGCUGAUGCUCCGCGCGGCGAGGCCUCUUAACCUGGUUGCACUGUCACCCACCGUGAAGCAGAGGGCUGCUAUGCGUGCACCAGAGUGCCUGCCUCUUAUAUUUGAGCCAGAAUCACGUUUCUACUCAGAUCCUGUCAUAGUUUUAGACUUCCAAAGCCUCUAUCCGUCCAUGAUGAUUGCAUACAAUUAUUGUUUCUCAACUUGUAUAGGAAGAGUACAAAAUAUAAACGGUAGCGCCCCAUACGAAUUCGGAGCGUGGCGAUUGCGAAUACCGCAAAAUAAAUUGGAGGCUUUAAUGAAAAGCGGCCUCGUUCAUUGGUCGCCUGUAGGAGUGGGAUUCGUAAAAUCUUCAGUUCGACGAGGAGUCUUACCAGCGUUAUUGAGAAGAAUCCUCGCGGCCAGGCAAGCCGUAAAAAAAGGCAUGAAACUACAGACAGACGAAGCCGUGAAGAAGGCCAUGCAUUCAAGACAAUUAGGAUUGAAAUUAAUAGCGAAUGUGACGUACGGAUACACAGCGGCCAACUUCAGUGGUCGUAUGCCGUGCGUGGAAGUUGGCGACAGUGUGGUGGCUAAGGGAAGAGAAACGCUCGAACGUGCGAUCAGACUUGUGAAGAGUAGCAAGUGGAAUGCUAAGGUUGUCUAUGGCGACACGGACUCUAUGUUCGUGUUGGUACCGGGCGGCACUCGCGCGGAAGCAUUCGAGAUCGGCCAACAGAUAGCUGAUGCUGUGACCGCCGAUAAUCCCUCGCCGGUCGCACUUAAGCUAGAAAAGGUAUAUCAGCCUUGCAUCUUACAAACUAAGAAACGUUACGUCGGCUUUAUGUAUGAAAGCCCAGAUCAAGAGAAGCCAGUAUACGAAGCCAAAGGUAUAGAAACUGUUCGAAGAGAUGGCUGCCCAGCUGGUGUUAAGCUUCUCCAGCGCUCUCUGUGUGCGUUAUUCGAAACUGGCGACAUGUCUCUCGUGAAGCGAUUGGUGUGCGGUACGUUAACAAAGCUGGCUGCGGGCAGUCUGUCGCCGCAAGAACUGUUCUUCACGAGGGAGUAUCACGGCCCCGCCGGAUAUCGACCGGGCGCCGCCGCUCCGCCUAAUGAAAUCGCGAAGCGGCUGGUAUCUCGCGACCGCCGCCGCGCGCCCCGCUCCGGCGAGCGGGUGUCGUGGCUGGUGUGCGCAGGCGCACCUAAUACACCGCUAGUGAAACUAUCGCAUUCACCGAGAGAACUGCUGCGCGAUGCGUCGUUAUCUCCGCACGUCGCGUACUAUGCGACGAGGGUUCUUUUGCCGCCGCUGCAUAGAUGUCUUUCUUUGCUUGGUGUGGAUGUAUUGAAGUGGUGGCAAGAGAUCGGCUGGAGCCGUGAAGCGCAGAUAGAAAGGUCGGGCGCUGCGGGCGGGAUCGCGCGGUAUAUGGAGCGCGGCAGAUGCGCUGUGUGCGGCGCACGCGGUGCGCGCUCUCUGUGCGCUCCGUGCGCCGCACGCACGCGCCCCUCCGCCGCGCUACUCGCCGCUAGACACGCCAGGGCAGAUGAGCACGUGCAAUAUUGCUACCAAAUUUGUAACUCAUGUUGCGGCCACCCGCGACACAUGGAAUGUGUGAACACGGAGUGCCCUGUUCUGUGGCGACGAGUAUCCGCCCAACAGAAAUUGCAGCAAAUACGCGACAUCACAGCUAACUUACCGCCCAACUAUAUGGAAGAGGGAAUCGGUUUUUAGCGGUUCGGUUUUAGUCAAUAUAUUUUUAAUUAAUUAUUUAUUGGCGAAAGUCAAUAUAGAAUCAUGUAGUUAAAAUAUUUAUUAAUAAAUCUUUUUAUAUCUA
Pararge aegeria (speckled wood butterfly) is the source of this 5513-nucleotide messenger RNA. It is a transcript of the gene DNApol-zeta, whose product is annotated as DNA polymerase zeta catalytic subunit. Gene Ontology annotation, molecular function: DNA binding; DNA-directed DNA polymerase activity; nucleotide binding. NCBI's taxonomy places the organism in Eukaryota, Metazoa, Arthropoda, Insecta, Lepidoptera, Nymphalidae. The coding region runs from base 194 to 5410 and encodes 1738 amino acids. Gene Ontology annotation, biological process: double-strand break repair via homologous recombination; error-prone translesion synthesis. The record is from RefSeq and is a predicted model, not a curated record. The transcript is spliced from 21 exons. Gene Ontology annotation, cellular component: nucleus; zeta DNA polymerase complex.